Molecule: messenger RNA, 1361 nt
Organism: Coccomyxa subellipsoidea C-169
Lineage: Eukaryota; Viridiplantae; Chlorophyta; Trebouxiophyceae; Coccomyxaceae
Product: DEAD-domain-containing protein
Exons: 7
Coding region: 114-1361 (415 amino acids)
Molecular function (GO): ATP binding; nucleic acid binding
Source: RefSeq, a predicted model, not a curated record
AACGUCAUUAAACUCUUCUUUGACAAGAUCGAAGCCUGUGCCGUUGCUUUAUUGGAGACUAGUAAAGGCGGCAGGAGGAAAGAGUACUAGGCACUGGGCAGAAACGCGCUGUUAUGGCGAUCUCGCCCCAGCACGACAACGAAGAUGCAAUAAAGUUGUUCGAGAAGUUGGGAGUUUGUAGGCAACUAGCAGAAGCGGCAGCAUCAUUAGGAUGGAAAGUUCCGACCAGCAUCCAGGAGCAAGCUGUUCCACACCUCUUAGCAGACGUCAUAGGCCUAGCACAAACUGGAUCUGGGAAGACUGGCGCCUUUGCUAUGCCCAUCCUUCAGGAACUUCUGGACACGCCACAGGCCAACUUUGCUCUGGUGCUCUCCCCCACACGAGAGCUAGCACUGCAAAUAGCAGAGCAAUUUGAGGCGUUGGGAGCGGGAAUCGGCGUCAGAUGUGCUGUCUUGGUGGGAGGCAUUGACAUGAUGGCCCAGGCGAUUGCCCUGGGCAAGAGGCCGCACAUCAUCGUGGGCACCCCCGGCCGCGUGGUCGACCACCUCUCGAACACAAAGGGGUUCACGCUGAAGGCGCUGCGGCACCUGGUGCUGGACGAGGCGGACCGGCUGCUGAACAUGGACUUCGAGCAGGAGAUCGACCAGAUCCUCAAAGUCAUCCCUCGGGAGCGGCGCACGCAGCUCUUCUCGGCCACCAUGACCACCAAGGUGGCCAAGCUGCAGCGCGCAUGCCUGCAGAACCCAGUCAAGGUGGAGGUGGACGCCAAGUACCGCACCGUGGACACCCUGCGCCAGCAGUACCUCUUCAUCCCCGCCAAGCACAAGGACUGCUACCUGGCGUAUUUCCUGACGGAGCUGGCGGGUGCGACGUUCAUGGUGUUCACGCGGACGUGCGACAACACGCGCAAGCUGGCGCUGAUGCUGCGCAACCUGGGCUUUGACGCGCUGCCCAUCCACGGCCAGAUGAGCCAGCCCAAGCGCCUCGGCGCCCUCAACAAGUUCAAGGCCGGCGAGCGCUCCAUCCUCGCCGCCACAGACGUGGCGAGUAGAGGGCUGGACAUCCCGGCGGUGGAUGUGGUGGUGAAUUAUGACGUGCCCAUCAACUCCAAGGACUACGUGCACAGAGUGGGGCGGACUGCGCGCGCUGGCAGAUCCGGCCGCUCCCUCACACUCGUCACGCAGUAUGACGUGGAGCAGUUUCAGAAGAUUGAGGCAUUGACAGGGCAAAAGAUGGAGAAGUAUGAUGCUGAGGAGGAGGCGGCCUUGCUGCUGUUGGAACGUGUGACGGAAGCACAGAAAAUGGCAACCAUGCAGGUGACUUCUUGUCGCAGCCCAGGUCCUGUACUGCGAGGAGGAUGA